AUGUUUGCGUUAGACGGGCCGCCCGACGUCGCCGACGUGGAUAAAUUGCGCUUCGCAUGUGAUGCCGUCCGCGAAGGGGCGGGCGACGACGGCGGCGCGGGUCCGAGGACGUGGGUGGAAACCUCGGCAAGGGGGCAGCCAGGGCACGCCGAUGGUUCCGAACCGUAUAUAGGCGUUCGCCGCGGCGAUGACUUCGCCGACUCGUUCGAAGCCUCCUUUUCGCGAAGACCUUCCCACGCUGUUGCCAUUUGGCGCAGAGGCACCGCCGACAUACGCGAGCGGGAGGCCGCGACGCGAGAGCUCGUGUCGUCUCGGAACAUGAGCCUUCGGACCUGGGCCGACACGGUGUUACGACGCCACGGUGGCCGGUUCGCGACGCACCACAUCUUCGCCUUCCUCGUCUUUAAUAUAGGCGUGCGGUCGAGGAACCGCCGCGUCAGCAUGCUAAGCGUGACGAGGAAGAACUUCCGCAAGGUGGAGCGCAUCGUACGGUCGCUAACCGCGGACGGAUUGGCGGCGGCCAGGGCCGAGCUAGAGAGCACAGGCAAGACGACCGAUGAUGCGGUGAAGGAGCUGCUCAGGAGCCUUUCGCUGUAUGGCGUACGCGCGCGCGACCCCGAAGCGGCCGAGGAGUUCCUACGAAGCCUCGAUAAGGCGUUCAAACGUGUGCGGCUGUCCGUGUCCGACCCGAUGAGCUCGGCCGUCUUCUUCCACCGCGAGAUGACGCUGUUCUUCGAGCAUUACGUCAAUGCCGGGGGGGAGUCGGUCUUCGGCCGCGUCAGCCAGUAUUAUGGCGCCGUGGAAACGAACGAGCGAGGCUCCCUCCACGUGCACGGGCUGCUCUGGCUCGAGGGAAACGCCCACCUCAGCUCGAUGCUUGCCGACUCAGACGGCGGGGAACAAGCGGCAUACCGCGAGCGAAUCGUCCGCUACGUCGAUAGUGUCUUCAGCGAGGUAAGGAACGGACCUGACCAGGAAGGGUUCUGCGCCGUCGAGGCAGAGCGUUCGGUGACGUCCGAUAUCUCGUCCCUGCUGAACAGGGCCGAUCAGUUCUCGGCCUCGUUCGAGGAGGAAGCCAACUUCUGCGCCGGCGCGACCCAGAUCCAUACCCACAGCCCGACAUGCGUCAAGCACCGUGGAGCGGGUCGAGGAGACGACCCUGUCAGCGGACGGCGUGCUGCGGAUCCGCAGAACACAUCCCAUGGUGAACCGGUGGAACAAGGCCAUCGCCGUCGGGCCCGUCACAACCACGACAUUUCCUUUAUAGCGACGCAGCGGAAGACCAUGGCGCUCGUCUACUACGUGACCAAUUACGCGACUAAGGUGGAGGACCCGACGUGGAAGCGCGUCGCCGCCGCCGCCGAACUGCUGCCCGUCGUGUCGGCCGGUAGUCAGCCGGGUGCCGGGGAUGACUUUCUCGCGAGAGUGGCGAAUCGGGUGUUCACGGAGCGGGCGCUGUCGCAAGUCGAGGUCGUCGCCCAUCUGCUGGGACACCCGAGCGAGUUCUCGGGAAGCAGCGCCUGGGCGUACCUGAACGUGUCGGUGCUAUACUGGCACGUCUCGAGGCUCUGGCGACACCUUCGGCAGCAGAGCGGCACCGCGGCGGUCGAAGACGUGUCCGUCGCGGACGAGUCGGUCGUCGUCGAACAAGCAGGCGAGAGGAUCAGUUUCGCCGAGGCCUAUCAUCAUCGCGGACAUGUCCUACGAGGCUUGUGCCUAUACGACUAUGUUUCGCUCGUCAGGCUCCAACGCGUCGGCAAGGCCGGCUGCUCCGGCGGCUGGGGAGAGUACGCCGUCGUCUGCCUCGACGGCUACCUAAGCAAGGAUUUCGAGCAGGACGACGAGGAAUCGGCUCAUCGCAGGGCUGCCGUCCAGCAUCUUGCGCUAUUUGUGCCGUGGAAGCCUUUCUCGGCGAAGAAGAAGGGGACAUCAAUGAGAUAUGGAGGCGGGCGCGAGAGCUGCUUCCGCCGAGAAUCUCGUGCCUCGUCGACAACGUUCAACUGCUCCGGCGAUCACGGCGGAUCGCGCGAGCUCGGCAUGAUACAGCAGCUGUGCCGCUUCCAGCAGUCAGCGCUGGCCUCGACCGCCGAGCUCGAGGCCUCCAUCGUCAGGAACGGGGCGGAGGCGCAUCGACUUGCCGGGGCGGGUCUUUUCCGGGGCCGCGGUGCCGCAGGACCAGGUCAAGGCCAUCAAGUCGCAGCAGACGAGCGCCUCGAGGGAGAGGUGAAGAUGAUACAGGGUAUACAAAGCAUGGCCACGGCCCACGGCACCGAUCGUGGCGCGGCGGAGCGGAGUGUGCUGACCGGCUUCGGCGAGGAAGGCGUGCAGAUAACGGCGGCGGAAGCCGAGGAGACGGCGGGUAACGCCGAGGCCGGCAUGGAAGUCCGCCUCGGCCCGUCGACCUCGUUCCUCGAGGCCGGAAAAGGCUUGACGAGACGCUUGACGCUAAACAGGAAACAGGCCAUCGCCUUGUCCAUAAUAUGCCGCCACCUUGACUUGAUGCGGCGAGGAGACGGAGGGGGCGACGUCAGCCAGCUCUGUCAGUUCGUCGGCGGCGAGGGCGGUACCGGCAAGUCGCGCGUCAUCGAAGCACUCGUCGGCCUCUUUGCCGCUAAGGGCAUCUCGAGCCGGCUGCUGAUCACGGCGACGUCGGGGACCGCGGCGGCCCGGGUCAACGGUAUCACCAUCCACUCCGCCUGCGGCUUCACCAAGGACCAAGGGCCGGGCGCGAACACGGCGAGGGAGGUCGACGGCGUACGGCUGCCGAGGCAGGCGGAGCGGUUCGUCGACGGCGAGUCCCGCAUGGACUGGCAGGACAAGGAGGUGCUCGUCAUCGACGAGGUAAGCAUGCUCGGCGCGCGCACGCUGCACGCCGUCAACGAGCGGCUCUGCCAGCUGCGGGGGUCGCAGCGGGACUUCGGCGGGAUCCCCAUCGUCCUCUUCUGCGGGGACUUCCACCAGUUCCGCCCGGUCCAGGAAAGGUCGAUCCUACUGCCGAGCUCGGCCGUCUCGUGGGACGAGGACUACUCGUUCAGGGCCGAGCAGCGCCACCAGCACGACAAGGCGCACGCGCUGUGGAAGCGGUUCACCACUGUCGUCAUGCUGGACGAGCAGAUGCGCGCCGCCGGCGACCCGGAGCUGCAGAGGCUGCUAAAGCGGAUCCGACUGGGCGUGCAGGAUCACACCGACCUAGACCUCCUUAACUCAAGAUGCUACCGGGAAGGCAGGCGAAUCCCGUGGGAGACAGGCAUCACCGUGGUCACGCCGCUAAAUAGGAACCGGUGGAAUCUCAACAUGGAGGCGAGCUUAGCAUUCCAGAUGCAACGACGUUUGACGAUACGCAUCUUCAUCUCCGAGCAUAAGUGGAAGGAGGGGCUGCCGACCGAGGAAGAGGCCAUCAUGAUGCUAAACCAGGGCGACGACAGCGCGACCCCAGUGCCGGGCGUCUUUAUCUACACGGCGGCCGAGGUCAUCGUCGACAAGGUGCACCCGGCGCAUCGCAUCUCGGCCGAUAUGGCGAUCCACUCGGCCGCCGGCGGCGAUCAUACUAGGAAGGAGGUCACCCGCAAGGGCCUGCCGUGCGCCGCGGCCUUCGCGUGCACCGAUUAUAAGGUGCAGGGCGGGACGCUCGAGCGUGUCGCGCUCGAGCUGCGAGGGACGAGGACGACAAACGUCGGUGGACACGGCAUCAUGCUCAUAUCGGAGAACCGUCCGGAGGCGCUGCGCUGGCUCGGCGACGACUUCGAAUACGCGUAG
Hirsutella rhossiliensis is the source of this 3756-nucleotide messenger RNA. RefSeq names its product PIF1-like helicase domain-containing protein. Bases 1 to 3756 code for a protein of 1251 amino acids. Gene Ontology annotation, biological process: DNA repair; telomere maintenance. Lineage: Eukaryota; Fungi; Ascomycota; Sordariomycetes; Hypocreales; Ophiocordycipitaceae. The record is from RefSeq and is a predicted model, not a curated record. Gene Ontology annotation, molecular function: DNA helicase activity. The transcript has 13 exons.